CUUGGUUAAACAAAAGACCGCGUUUUGUUUACGGUCAACGUGCGAAGUCUCCUUCAGCUCCUGGAAAAGGUGUUGAAUUCCUUUGCAUAUGUCCACAUGACUUCCAAACAAGAAGCCAAGUUGUGAAGGGACGAUUUAUAAAAUAUGGCGAGUCGUCGUUGGAAAGAGCUUUUGAAAUAACUUCAAUUGAUUAUAAUGGUCUCUUAUGAUCAAUUUGUUAUUGAGGAGUCAAAUCAGGAUAAUAAACAAGCACUUUUGAUCAAAUGACUUCGCUAACACCUUGAGCGAGCAAUUAUCAAAGACCAUCUUGUGGUUGUCAUCUUGGCAUUCCCGUCAAAUAUAAACACAAAGUGAAAUUACAUCAUAAACUACCACAUACCAGUGGAGAUUGGUAGUUCGAAUGGGACUAGUUUAACGACAUUUAGAUGUAAAGUUAGUCUUUCGGAGCCAAUUUCUUGAAAAUGGAAGAUGUGACGUCAGGUCGAAGACCCACACCACUGGGUGGCAGGACUCCGAGAAGAACCCCUAGUUCAAUCCCGAAAGCACGUAAACUUCCUUCUCCUGUGAGUAGAGAUGGCAAGCAGCAAGUCAAGAAACAAAAAGAACAAAUGUAUGAACACAGUUCGGAAGAUGAGAUUCCCACCAAAGAUACUGAACAAGAUCUCAGUAUACCAACCUCUAGUCCUUCCAAGACUGGUGUUGCAUACAUCACAGAGACUCUGAUCAAAAAGUUGACUCGUGAAGAAACCUUAGGGAACAUUACAGCUCUCUAUUUGGUGCUUGGGAAAGAUUUGAAUAAGAAAUUUAAGUAUAUGGAAAAUCUUGAAAACUUACCCAAGCUUCAAGUUCUUCACAUCAGCAACCAUGCCAUUGCAAAGAUUGAGAAACUAGAUAAGUUGACCCAGUUAAGAGAACUUAACCUUGCCAAAAACAGCAUCUCCAAAAUUGAGGGAUUGGAAAGUCUCACAAGACUCCAGAAGUUAAAUCUCAGUGGAAACCAAAUCACACAUUUGCCAGGUGGUUUGAUGAGGAAGUUGAAAGAGCUACAAGUGUUUUACAUUGAUCAUAAUAACAUUGAAAGUUUAAUUGAAGUCACCAAACUUAGACCAUUACAAGAUUUGACUGAUGUUUCCACURAGGGAAAUCCUAUGAGCGAACUCGCCCACAGCCGUCAGUUUAUAAUAUUUCAGCUGCGUUCAUUAGUUGUCCUGGAUGGUAAAGAGAUUGUUCCUGAUGAAAGAGUUGUUGCCGAUGACAGAUUUGGACAAGAUGAGAUAAGAAGACUUGAAGCUGAGCUUCUCAGGCAAGAAAACCUCUAUGAUACAUUGUUUGAAGAGAAACGUGCUGCUGUGACCGAACUAGAGACACUAAGAAGACUGAGCUCACAGCAGAAAGAAAGCAAUAAUCAACAAGUUGACAAAAUAAAGAAACUUGAAAGGGAAUUGAACUCCAAAGAAGAAAUUCUUGCCAGUAAGACAGCAGAGCUAUCCAAAGCCUGYGAAAAACAGUACAAACUGGAGCAGGAAUUGGCUUUCUAYAAACURGAUGCCAAAUUUGAUCAUCUGGGGAAAAUACCUUGGCCUGAGGGAGAAGAGUUUAUGGAAGAAGAAGACGAUGAAGCACCAUACAUUGGCAAGGCAGGAUUCAAACCSAACAAGUUUGCUCAUGAUUCUCGUGUUCUUAGCCCAGAGCAGAGAGCAGAGCUCUCCGAUCUGAAGGGACGUUUGAGUGAUCGAUAUGAUGGUCAAAACAAGAAGGCCCAGAAUGAAAUCCAUGAAGCUUUGAUGYUGGACCUUGAGCAGAAACAAGCUGCUGUACUGGAAGCUGAAGGUCAACUUGCCAAACUAGAGAAACAGUUGAAGAAACGACUGGAAGAACUUCGUGCUGCUAACGAUGAACUGGCUCUUAUACAACAAGCUAUAGAGGAAGAGAUCAAGCUUUUGGAUAACGAAGAUAAGAGACUUCUUCAGGCUAUUGCAGAUAAAAACAAAUAUAUUCGUCAACUUCAAGAUGCAGCGGCAGAUUUAGAGCGACGAAUGAAUAUGAUCCACGACGAUCUUCGACGAAGAGAAGAAGAGUUGAACCAACAAAAUAACGCUCUAAAUGCAAUGARUCCUGGUGAUCCUGGCUUUGACCAGUUAAAACUAAGACUAGCGGAAACACAAGAUCAACUGCGUCGCGCKCUCAAAGAGUAUGACAACCUGAAGAGAGAGCACGAAGCGACACUYAAACAAAUGCAAGCAGAAAUGGCRGAACUGCAAAGACUUCAGGAUGAGCUUGUUGCUAAAAGAAAAGAGAUGGGRAAUCAGGGCCAACUGAAAGCUGAACUUAACGACAUUAUCAACGAACUCAACAACCAUUURGAUUCUUUGAAGCAAAAGGUUGAUCAACAAGCUAAAAAGAUUGCAGAAUUACAACGAGAAAAGGAAGGACUCGUAAAGCAGCUCAAACAGCAACAAGAAUAUGUGGAUGGGAACGCUGAGCUAAAGAAAAACAUAGGAAAACUACAGCAACAACUGAAGGCGACGCAAGAUGCUCUUGCUCAAGAACGAGCCGCAGCCGAAUCACUGCGACGCCGAUUAUCAGAUCUUGAAGGGCAAGUUGCUAAGGGAAACGCUUUGGAACCUCUCCUUGCUGACACCAAAGCGAGACUGAAAGAUGCAGAAACUGAAGUGGAGAACCUAAGAAAAGCAUUGGACAAUCUGAAGCAACAGAUGAAGGCUGACCGUCAAGCCGCAGAUGAAAGAAUCCGAAGAGAACAAGAGAAAGUUGAAAGAGCAUUACAAGCUGCAAAAGGGGCGCACGAGAAAGAAAAAGAAAGCAAAGAUUUAGGAAUACAAGUAGACUCACUAAAGAUACCAAGAGACCAAGUGCGCGUGAACCGUUUGGGCAUGGGGAUGAAUUAGGCAAGGCUUUGGCGGACCUUCAUCAWCGUUACUUGGAACUUCUUGAAGCAUUGAAAAAUGAACGACAGGGUGACAAAAUAGAUAAAAACAAGGUUGAUGAUAAAAUCAAAGGUCUAAACGCAAGAAUCGAGAAUUUACAGAACGCACUGAAGCAGGCUGAUGAUAGAGCCAAUCAGCUUGAAGAUGAGAAUCAAGAGAAAGAAGAGCUUAUUGAAAAAUUACAAGACGAUUUACGUCAAUUAAAGGAUGCAUUAGCGAGGCAAGGAAACCUAGAGAAAGAGCUUUCAAGACUACAAAACGCACACGACGGUGAGAUAAAAGUACUCAAAAAUGAAAUAGCGAAACUUAAAGACAAAAUAAAACAACUUAAAAACGCCAUGGAGAGAGAGGUUGCUAACRCUCGUGCGCCCUUAGAAGAUAAAAUAAAGAGCUUAGAAGAUCGUCUAGAUGAGCUUCAUAGUAGACUCGCUAAAGCAAAGGCUGAAGCUGAUAGAUUGAAAGCAUUGCACGGCGAUCACGCUGCAUCUAAGAGGGAAUUGGAGAGCAAGUUAGCAGCUUUAGCUGAUGAACUAGAAGAUGCUUAUGUGCGUGCGCAACGAGCGGAGGACGAAAAGGACAACGACAAGSUCAUGUAUAGAGCAAAAAUCCAAGCCUUAGAAGAUGAACUAGGACGAGCUAAUGACAGAAUUAGACGAAUGGCGAGCGAUGCUGAUAAAGAUYUGGAUAGAGAGCGCAAAGCCAACGCCGACACGGUCCAGGGACUUGAAGAUGAACUAGAACGACUUCGUGGACAACUUGCUAAGAUGAGACAAAGAGCAAAGGACGAAGCUGAUAAAAUCAGAAAUCUUGAAGCACUCCGUGCCAAGCAGUUACAAGACGAAAUAGCAGCCCUUAGAGACCAACUACAAAAGGCUCAGUUAAUAAAUGAUGACCAGCUUAGGAAAGCUGAUCAUCGCAACGCUGCGUUACAGACUCUUCUAAACGAACAAAACAAAACGCUACAAGACGCUGCUCAUCGUGAUGCAGCUCACCAACUCCAACAACAAAGUCUUCAAAACCAGAUCGAUGAAUUACGUAAAAUGCUCAGCGAUGCAGACAAGAAAUCAGCCACGGACAAAUAUGAAAAAGACCUUGAGGCUUUGCGAGCUGAGCAAAGACGAAUGGCUGCCCAGGCUGCCGCGGCCAAGGAUCUUGCGGAUGCUCAACAACAGAUUGCAAGGCUACAAGCAUAUCUUGCAGAAAAAGAUAAACAGCUCCAGGAACAAGCCAAGCUUAGACAGAGAGAUAGUCCCCUGCUUGCUUCCCAAAGAGACGAAAUAAGCAACCUGGCGUCAGCUUUAAACGAGCAGAACGCUGACCUGGAGAGACUUAAAGCUGAMCUGAAUGGACUGAAAAGAACUUGGGGCGAGUACACAACCGUACCUAUCAAUGUACCGUCCUUCCAUUCCUUGGCAGAUGAAAUAGAAGCGUUACGUGCAGCGUUGCGUGACAGAGAGCGUGAAAUURACGCCYUAGCGCAUCACGUAAGUCCUGUYCGCGURACGAGAGUGACUGGUCCUCCUGUAGUAACGACUGGYUCACCGGUUGCAUUUACKAAUGGUUUGACGGACGGUGAAGUACAUCAUCAUCAUCACUUUCRGACAUCACAGAAAGGUACUCGAUCAAGAGCGUCUACAUCACCCAAAGGACUUCCAAUUAGUCCUACUGUUUUAGCUUCCACGGCUGUCGAUCCCACGUCGUACGGAGCGUCUGUUCAUCAUCAUCACUAUGAUAGCCUACAAGAUAGCAAGUCAAAACGACGACGAAAGAAAGAGAAAGCAAUUGAUGAUUUAUUUUGCAACGUUCCAGAGCAUGGAGACUUGGAAUACGAAGUUGGGCUUCUUGAAGGCAUGCUUACGUCAAGUAAACAACAAAAUAUCCAGGAUCAGCAAGACUCCCUUCGCAGUGAUCUACAGCAGCUAGAGGACGAGGUCCAGGGAGCUUUGCGRAGCCGUGCAGCUGCGAAACGAAGCCAACAACAUUCUCUCGAYGCUACUCUMGCGCAUUCUUUGCAGACACUUAGUGACCGAGACGUGCAGACACAAACUGAGUACCAGUCCCCACCCAGCCAUUCCAUACCACAGCAAUAUCUUCAGCAAAGCUCUGCAAUAGCACUAGACGCUUCCUWUCAAAGCCUGUCUCCAGGCCUUCCUGAACCAGAGCAGGACAAUAAAGCUAGGGAGCUUGCGCACAUCGAAAGUAUCCUACGAAGUCGACGCAUGGAACUUCAUGAUGUGACCGCUGGGCUUCUAGAACGCAGGAAAGAAUUGGAUGCCAUGACUGAACAGGUAUUCAUUGAGUUAUUAAAAGAUUAUUGUGGUGAAGCGAGUAAAAACGUGGAAAAACUAGAUGAAGAUCUGAAAUGGAAGAAUAAUCAGUUGGAGAAAGCAGAGAAUAGUCUUACUGAAGUAGAAGAGAAACUGAAACUUUCUCUAAAACUCAGUGAGUUACGAGAAGUCAUUUCAACGACAGAAAAAGUAGAAAACGAAAAGACCGAACGACGGUUAAUUGCCCUCAAAGACGGCGAGAAAAUUUUAGUUGAACGCACCUCACAGCUCGCAAGGACACGCAACGAACUACAAAAGCAGACUACGGAAUAUCACGAACUUAGCGCGAACAUCACGCUCGCAAGGAAAGAUUUGAGUCGCCUUGAAUUAGCGGUGAAGAAGAAGAACAUUGAAAUAGAAGAACUGGCUGCAAGAAGAGAAGAGGAAAGAGCAUAUCAUGAAAAUAUCCUUCUGGAAGCCGAAGAGAAGUUCCAAGAAAUCACYGAUACAAGAAACAAUGUUUUAUCAGCUUUAAGGAAAAACCGAGAUGAACUUCUAAAUAUCAGAGAGAACAUCCAAACUGCCCAAGAARAGGAGUUGACAUUACAGCAAACAUGUAACGCSAAAGAUGAGGAAUUGAUCAAACUCUCCCAAAAGGUGGAAGAGAAGAAUAUUCUUGUUGAAACGUUGAACAAUAAAAUCAGCGAAAAGGUAACCGAACUAAAUCAACUUGAAGUUGAAAUUGAGMAGCAGAAAAUAUCGAAAGAGAAAGUUUCAACCGAUGUUAAGUCAGCGCUUGUUGAGUACGAAGAGCUACAGAAAUGUAAACAUACUUUGGAGAUAGGUAUUCACGAUAUGGAAGAAAAAGUUCAUCAUUUGCAAAGUGAACUUCUGUCCAACGAGCAACUUUCCGCUGACACAAUUAAAUCACUUGAGGAGGCUCAGAAGAAACUUCAACAAACAGAAAACGAAACAGCGGAAAAGGAGAAAAUCAAAGAUUUGCUGUUACACGAAAUAGAUGUCUUGAAAAACGAACUUAAAGAUUGUAAAGUCGACUUGGACAACGUACAUAGUCAAAAGAACACAGUUCUAGAAGAGAUCCAGCAGGAACAAGAGAAUCUUCAAGAAGCUAAAUCAAAAAACGAGAAGCUUGAAGCAGAAUUAAAAAUUCUUGGUAAUGAAUUAGAAAAGCGACAAAAAGACAUGAGGGAAGAAUCGGAGAAGGAGAAAAGCACAACUGAGCCUUCUGUGAAUGGGGACAGCGGUAAAAGUAUCAAGCACAUGCGCCGUAAGCGUCAGGGUGCACAAUUACCGAUACCAACUAAAUCUCGAGAUGUACUGGAACCAAGCCAAGACAAAGAUUCUAAAGCYCGCGAUGUUAAGAUCAAAUGUAAACGUUCUACCAAACUUACAAGCAACAAAUCCGAAGAACAAAGAAAURGCGGGAAAACAGAAGAGGACGCGAUUGUUAGUGAAGAUGAUGUUUCUGAAAAUGUUUCCGACGAUUUCGAAACUCGAAUUCAGGAGSUGACAGCUGAAAAGAACAAAACAAGRCAAGCCCUGAAAAGCUCUGUAUUAGAARUAAAUCGACUAAAAACACAAAUCGAAAAGGAAAAAGCAAUGGCUCAAUCUACGGUCGAGAAGGUAGCAGCAGAGGCCAACGAUUACAGACGUGCUUUGGACCAUCUAAAGAAGGAGUUUGCGCAGUACCAGCURAGAUCAGCGCGUGAUUUUGAACGUCUUCAAGCAGAAACUGCUGAGCAGUAUAGCAUCGCACAGAGCCUGGCACGGGAAAUAACCACUCUUAGACAACAGUCUUUACACGAGAAGAAAGGUGAAGACUUCCAAGAACUAUUCACACGAGAAACUAUGGAUGCAGUGACAACACAGAUCAAAUCGGAAAUCGCACAAAGUCUGAAAGAAGUGGAACAGUCACGAGAAGACACACUUAAAGACAUUGAUAAUCUGAAACACGCGAAAGAAGAGAUCGAAAACCAGUUACUGGCUAUGCAGCAUUCACUAAUAGAGGCUAAGGAAAACAGACAUCAAGUCAUUCAGAAAACACAGCCUAAACAUAGGCAAGAGGAGUCUCGUCCUAAACCAGAACAAAAUACUAAAGUACUCAUGAAUGAACAAGGAUACCUCACGGACCAGUUGAGAAAGCAAAUGAGUAAAAGAGCAGACGUAUUCGACGAAGAGCGYAGAAAAGCAGGUCAAUCACUUGAAGGCCUUAAACGAAAACUCAAACAACUCGAAAAGGUGAUAACAAGAAAGGAUUCUACAGUUCAGGACUUUCGCUUAGAGCUUGCAAAGACACGCCUUGAGAAGGAACGAACAGAAGACCGAGAGAGGGAACUCGAGGAAUUGAGAAGAAGGCUUCAAGACGUUGAAAGUGAACGAGACACGGCAAAAUCUGAAAGAGAUCACUUAGCAACGCUAGCAAAUCACUUGCCUGGUCACGUGGGACUUAUGACGUCAGCCGUAGAGCCUCAAUCGCAAGAUUCUCGAUCAUAUCGGCWGAAAAAUGACCAUUUAUUUAUCCGAAGUAAUUUUGACGAAGAAAAUGUUUUAUAUUCACUUGAGCAAACAUUGAAGGAGGACUUAGCAACUCGUAGUAAGGAGAAACAAGACAAAAGAAGACAAAAGUCCCGUUAUUCCACCAAAAAMCUUUCCKUUCGUGAUCUGGAUCUUGRAUUUCAAGAUGACGACAAUUCUACACGUACUGAAAGAAAACUUCCUCMUGGUGAAAGUUCAAACUCAGUUUCUGCCCCGAAAAGUCGCAAAGGAAUAAACUUUGAUGCCAGAGAUGUCMAAAAUAUCGACAGAAAUUUCGUGAGUCGUUCGGAUAUACAUCGGAUGGCAUACGAAGGUUUUCGGGAUCCGUUCGAGCUAUCUCGUGACACUUUUAAAUCUGAUGACGAGGUUGGCACURGCAAUUCGUAUAAAAAUGAACUAGGGAACUAUUCACAUAGGGACAAGGAUAGACUAACGCAUGAUGAACCAUUGGGAUUUAGCAAUAAAUCUGGAGGGAAAACACAUGGACGUGAGGGCGAGAAGAGGACUGGGCUUGAGACUCGUCAAUCAAUGACCAUUUCAAGCAUAGCUGAGGACAAGAAGACAAAGUUUAUGGCUUCCGUGACACGGCUGAAGAAUGAAAAACUGCGAGAGYUAGAAAUUGGUCUCCAGGAGUUCUUAAAGCAAUAGGCAGCAGCGGUAACACCGUAAAAUUCUAUAUAAAAUUAUAUUAUUCUGAGA
Exaiptasia diaphana is the source of this 8467-nucleotide messenger RNA. Its product is annotated as protein MLP1. Lineage: Eukaryota; Metazoa; Cnidaria; Anthozoa; Actiniaria; Aiptasiidae. The record is from RefSeq and is a predicted model, not a curated record. Gene Ontology annotation, molecular function: protein binding.